UCCCUUCGCAACUUCUUGUAGCUAUCGACAAUCUCCCCGCAAUGAAACGCGACGGCGGCGAGAGCUUCUCACCGGAAGUCAAUAGCCGCAGCACUGCCGCCGCCGGUGAUGGUUCGAGCAUCGAACAGUCUGCAAAGCGGCCCCGCGGCCGCCCAGUAGGAUCGAAGAACAAGCUCAAACCACCUGUGAUCAUCACAUGCGACUCCGAACCCGGAUCCGCCCUCCGCACCCACGUGCUCGAAAUCCCCGGCGGCCGCGACGUGGCCGAAUGCCUAGCCGCCUUCGCUAGCGGCCGCGGCAUCUGCCUCUGUGUCCUUGCCGGCUCCGGUCCCAUCUCCACAGCCACAAUACGGCAGACCUCGCCUUCCUCCGCCGCCCUGACCUUCCGCGGCCGAUUUGACCUAAUCUCCCUCUCCGCAACUUUUCUAAUGGCCGGCGGCGGAGGGGGGAACAUGUCGGUGUCGCUCGCCGGGCCGCAGGGCCAGGUUAUCGGAGGCGUGGUGGUGGGGCCGCUGGUGGCGGCUGGUAAGGUCAUGGUGGUGGCGGCUGUUUUUUCCGAUCCGGUUUUUCACCGGCUUCCGGAGCUGGAAGCGGAGGCUUCGGGAUCUGUGUCGGGAGAGGAGGAAUCGGAGAGGAGCAGGGCGGCGGAGAAGAAGGAAGAGGAGGGUCGAAGCGGGUAUGCCGUUCGUGGGCUUCAAACAUCGGCGAAAGAUGACGACGGCGCGGCGAGGUUUGGCGGCGGGCAGUUUGGGGAUGACGGCGUUUGGGCUCCGGCAACCCGCCCGCCGGCUUAUUAGCUUAAUUUCUAUUUGAAAUAUGCUUUUUUAUUUCUUCCUUCAUGUUUUUGGAGGUUUUUAUGCAUUGGAAAUAUCAAAGGGAGGUCUUUGAAUCUUUGAUUUCGGUGAGAGUUGAUGAGUGAAAUGUAAUGAUGCCAUAAUUUUAUUUUUUAUGAAGUGAUCUAACUAUUUUCAUUUUAA
Dendrobium catenatum is the source of this 977-nucleotide messenger RNA. Its product is annotated as AT-hook motif nuclear-localized protein 28. The transcript has a single exon. Lineage: Eukaryota; Viridiplantae; Streptophyta; Magnoliopsida; Asparagales; Orchidaceae. Bases 42 to 797 code for a protein of 251 amino acids. The record is from RefSeq and is a predicted model, not a curated record. Gene Ontology annotation, molecular function: minor groove of adenine-thymine-rich DNA binding; DNA-binding transcription factor activity. Gene Ontology annotation, cellular component: nucleus.